Tigriopus californicus is the source of this 1721-nucleotide messenger RNA. Its product is annotated as long-chain-fatty-acid--CoA ligase ACSBG1-like. NCBI's taxonomy places the organism in Eukaryota, Metazoa, Arthropoda, Copepoda, Harpacticoida, Harpacticidae. Gene Ontology annotation, molecular function: long-chain fatty acid-CoA ligase activity. Gene Ontology annotation, cellular component: endoplasmic reticulum; membrane. The record is from RefSeq and is a predicted model, not a curated record.
AUUCACAUCUAUGUACUUGUAAACGCGAAUGUCAGGAUCGUUCUACGGGGAAAAGUCAAUAGUCUGCCUGAGCAUGGUAAAGGUGCCUUCAGAAGCCAGUUGAACUUGAAAUGUCAACGGAAACAUUGCAUAUAGUUGGCGAUAACGUGGAUUUCCCUGGACCAGAUCGAGUGCUAAGAACUAAGGACACGUGGACCUCAGACUUGGACGGAGCGGUUCAACUCCGAUUGGAGAUCCAACCCGAGAAUCCCGGGAUCAAAUGGAAGCCCGUUUCCAUUCCGUCUAUGGUUCGAAAAUGCUGCGAAGAGAGAGAAAAUCAUCCAGCUCUCUUUGUCAAACGAGAUGACGGUCGGGUGCGACGAUGGACUUACUAUCAAUAUUUUGUGGAUAUUAAACGUGCUGCCAAAGGUUUCAUUAAACUAGUGGACGUCUUUGAUGAAACUAGGCGAAGAUGAAGACAACUCCGAGAUGUUUAACCGCUUAGGUCAAAUGGCUAUUAACCAAUGUGCAGUCCUCAUUUACACUUCCGGAACAACAGGCAAGCCCAAGGGCGUCAUGCUCUCUCACGACAACAUUGUCUACACCACUCAAACCUUAAUGUCGAUGUUUGAAAUCAAGAAGAGAGCUGAGGUCUUGGUCAGCUACCUUCCUCUCAAUCACAUCGCCGCUCAACUCCUCGAUGUCUGGAUGGCUCUUUUCGCUCAAGCCACUGUCCAUUUUGGUGAUCAAUAUGCUUUAAAAGGUAGUUUGCUCACCACCCUGAGAGAUGCUAAACCGACACGGUUCUUUGGUGUUCCUCGGGUUUGGGAAAAAAUCAUGGAAGCCAUUGCUGAUCAAGAAACGCACCAAUCUACCGGAUUCCGCAAGCGAUUGUCUCACUUUUUUAAGGAGGCAGGGAUUCGUCAUUACUUGAGAGGCGGUCGAGAUCUUUUCUAUUUCAUGGGUGAUAGCCUUAUGUAUCGGAAAGUUAAGGUUGCCUUGGGCUUGGACCAAUGUCAUACCGCAAUCUGCGGAGCCGCUCCUUUGGGCAACGAUGUGGGUCGGUUCUUCUUAGGCUUGGACGUAAACAUCUUAGAUUGCUAUGGAAUGAGUGAAACUACGGGCAUGAUCUCUUUAAGUACCGAUUACGAGUACUCCUUUGGGAGCGUUGGAACACCCGCCCCGGGAACUUUGGUCAAGCUGUCAGGCCUUGAUCACCAAGGUCACGGGGAGAUUUGCAUUUGGGGACGCAAUGUGAUGAUGGGGUAUCUAAAUCAGCCCGAGAAAACCAAGGAGAUUCUAACUGAAGAAGGAUUCAUUCGAACUGGCGACAUUGCUUAUCAAGACAUGUCUGGGUUCUUGUACAUGUCUGGUCGCAUCAAAGAUAUUAUCAUCACGGCGGGUGGCGAGAACGUGGCCCCAUCACCCAUAGAAGAUGAGAUCAAAAGCCUUUUGCCAUGCGUGUCUCAUGUGGUGGUGAUUGGAGACAAACGAAAGUACCUGAUAGCCUUUUUGACCUUGAAAACCCUUGCGGAUCCGGAUGACCCGGACAUCACCUAUUCGAACGAUUUGAGCCGAGUGAGUGUAGAAUGGUGCCAAAAAGUGGGCAGUAAAGCCAAAACCCUUGGAGAGAUCCUUAAGUAUAAAGAUGCAAGCGUAUUUCGAGCCAUUCAAGAUGCCAUGGAUGUGGUGAAUACAGAUGCCGUAUCAAAUGCUACCAAAGUUCAAAAGUGGACCAUUUU